AUGUCGGUGAUGUUAGACAGCACUUCGUCCCGGCUCUUUCAGACUACGCGCGAUGGAUUCCAGUCCUGCUGCCAGCAGCUCAUUGAUGACAUCCUGCACAAUGGGUUAUCGCCUGAGGAUGAGCUUGCUGGUAGGGUGGGUCAGCUUCAUCGGUCAUUAGAACAGCUUAAACGAGCCGGACAGAUGAUGGCCAUUGACUGCCCGACCAAUGAGCUUGUGCGUGUUGUACCUACUGGAUUUUUCACCAUUCUAAUCGACCGCCCCGGACAGAUCCCGAUGUCCGAGUUUGAUUGGGCCUGCCUUUAUACCACUGACACUUUGAACAUGCUGACCGAUGACUUUUUGCGCCACAGGUCCCCCACUGACGUUGCCCGCAACAUUGAGACGCAGUCAUUCCUCUGGGAUUUAGCUGUGCCGUUCCCUAUAACGAUUUCCCGGGCUGAAGAUACCGCCCCAGCACCAUAUGUCAACGAUCUUCAGAUCCCUCGAGCUGAUUGUUUCUCUCUUAUGAAUACUCGGAUUCCGGUGAGACCUCGCCCUCCUCCAGUCGACACUUAUGUGGCUUAUAACCGCCCUGUUCCUGGUCCUUAUACCCCUGCCUUGCCCCUACGACCUGCUCCUGGGUUCGAACCUAAGUCUGAGCCUGAGUCACCUCUAGCUGCUGAGACUGGAGGUCUUUAUAUGAGACCCAGCAUAUAG
Messenger RNA from Penicillium robsamsonii, 699 nucleotides. RefSeq lists its product as uncharacterized. The transcript has a single exon. Bases 1 to 699 code for a protein of 232 amino acids. NCBI's taxonomy places the organism in Eukaryota, Fungi, Ascomycota, Eurotiomycetes, Eurotiales, Aspergillaceae. The record is from RefSeq and is a predicted model, not a curated record.